CUACUUAGAUAGGUUGUGCAAUUAGAUUUCAAGGCAAUUAACAACUAAGGAAGAUUUUUUAUUUAUUAUCUAAUUGACUUCUCAAAUCACAAAAUCCAGCUUGGUCUGUUUCGCAAAAGUUCCCGGAAGUCAUAGGAUGUUACGCCUCUGGGUUUAGAAAAUCUGUGACCAGAAUCUCUGUUGGCAAGCUACCCAACUUAUUUAUAGAGUUAAACUCUAGCGCAGUGUAAUUGAAAGUUGCAAUCAUCUUUCGAUGAAAUUAUGUCAGCAAACGGACUGUCGACCAGAAUUCAGCAGUUUUUGGAUUCCCACGCGCUGGCACGUACUCCGAGCCCUUUCCACCGCCUCGGCCAGCAGAUGCAGGACAUCUUGGGCGAUGGAGGGAUCCUGAAGGAAGUGGUCCAACCUGGAGAAGGCCCACCAGUGCCAAGAGAUUCAUCUGUGUCAAUCCAUUUCUCUGGAUUUUUGGAGUACUCUGACCGACCAUUUGAGACCACCAGCCAUCUGAAGUACCCUCGAAUGAUGAAGCUUGGAAGAGACGUGACUCUGUGUGGCCUUGAGCUUGGUAUUCUGACCAUGAGGAAGGGAGAGUACUCUCGUUUUCUCUUCCUGCCUGAGUACGCCUAUGGCGCGAUGGGCUGCCCUCCACUCAUCCCUCCUGUAGCCACUGUGCUCUACGAGGUGCAGGUCCUCGAUUUCCUCGACUCGGCCGAAGUGGAUGAGUUCUUCGCAAUGAGUCCGGAGGAGCAGAACACGGCUCCUCUGUCCAUGCUCCUCAACGUGGUCGACACAGAGCGCAGCUUUGGAAACCGCUGCUUCAACCACAGUCGCUUCGAGGACGCCAAAGAUCGCUACAAGCAGGCGGUCACUCUGCUGGGGAAUCGGAAGGCGGAGGACGAGGAGGAGAAGAGGAGCAUUCUGGCAGGACAGCUGCCCAUCUACCUCAACCUGUCGUUGACCCAGCUCCGCCUGGACAGGCCCCUGAAAGCCCUGGAGUACGGCCACAAGGCCCUGAAGAUCGACCCCAACAACACCAAGGCCCUGUUCCGCUGUGGUCAGAUGUUUGAACCAGAGGGUUUUCUUCAGGCCUAUUUGGAGUUGUUUGACUAUGAGAAAGCCCAGGAUUACCUCACGAUGGCUCAGGCCAACAAACCUUUUGACGUCGACAUCAACAAUCUCCUGAGGAAGCUUGCCAUACACUACAAGGACUGUUUGGACAAAGAGAAAGAGCUGUGCUCCAAGAUGUUUGCUGACUUUGUGAAGAAGUGAAGGUGACAGGUGUUGGUGUAUGUGGAACUUAAAGUCAACACCAAAGACUCUCACAAGCCUCACUACAAUAUGUCGAUAUAUUAACUUUGAUUUCAAGUGUUUUUGUUCAUAAUGUACCAAAAUGUAGAAAGCUAUUCUGUACACCAAAUCCAACUGCAGUUGGACACAGUGAAAUUAUAGAGUGAAAAAAAAUAUUUUUGUGUUUGAGAUAUAUUCAAGAAGUAAAGCCUCUUUCCAAAACA
Molecule: messenger RNA, 1511 nt
Organism: Salmo salar (Atlantic salmon)
Lineage: Eukaryota; Metazoa; Chordata; Actinopteri; Salmoniformes; Salmonidae
Gene: fkbp6
Product: FKBP prolyl isomerase 6
Biological process (GO): spermatogenesis; piRNA processing
Cellular component (GO): cytoplasm
Molecular function (GO): Hsp90 protein binding; peptidyl-prolyl cis-trans isomerase activity
Source: RefSeq, a predicted model, not a curated record